Molecule: messenger RNA, 18318 nt
Organism: Podarcis lilfordi (Lilford's wall lizard)
Lineage: Eukaryota; Metazoa; Chordata; Lepidosauria; Squamata; Lacertidae
Source: the annotation of a GenBank genome assembly
AUAUUCUCUGCCUGGGACCCGAAAGCCUGGUAAGUGACUGAAAGGCUGUGCCUGAGUCAUGGUGGUUUGUGGGUUUGCUAAGCUCUAGUGACCUCUUGUUCUUAUUGUUGCUUCCUGACCACAAAGAAGCUUUUCUUUUGACUUCUGGGCUUGUUGCUAAAAAAGUUGGGGACUGGUUGCCAGAACUUUAAUAAAGCUGCAAUCCUUUGCCUUGUUAUAAGGGGGCAGAAACUGCUCCUUUUCCCUUAUGGGGUAUCCAAGAGCCCAUAUAGAGUCCUUAAGUGGGUCCCCUAUCAGAAGGGAAAAUAACAGAGGCCAACCAGAGUAUAUUGAGAAGCAAAGCGGCUAGUAAGCCUGAUCUUUAUUAAACUGUUGCAACAGGGUCCCCACUCACCACACGCAGGAGGGAGGAGAACCCUGAACAAUGGUGCGCGAGCCCUUUUAUAGACUUUUGAAAUUGCCCACCCUGUAGCCCAAGACCACUGCCCUAAAACAUCCUACAUACAUCACAGAAAGAGGCGGUCUACAGCAGAGGAGGCAGUCUACAGCAGAAAUCCUGUCUGCCAGGAUACCUGAUAAUGAUCAUUGAUUGCAUAACCUGGGCAGCCUGGCAAUUCUUUUGUGACUGUUAAUACUUUCGUUCCUGAGUCCCAGGUCACAGGCUCACCCUAUUCAUACACAAAUACACCCUUGAGACAGGAUUUGCAAGCAAAAGACAAUGGGCAGGCUUUCCCCAUUUCCUUCCUCCCUGCAGUGAAAUAUUGGAGGUCAAUUUGGGAGAGUCAAACUGGCUACAGGAUUGCUCUCCUGUACUAUUUCAGACACGUGGUUUAUAUACUUAUGUAUGUGUUUGCCUUGUACAUUUAUGAACAUUUAAUCUAUAUUUGAGACCUUAGAAUUCUUAUAACUGCCUGCAUCUGUUCCACUCGUGAGGAAGCUCUAACGAUUGGCCCUAAAAAACCCCAAUUAUUUUUGUUAUAAUUAUUUUGUUUACUGCAUUUUAUAGCCAAUCUUUUCCUCCAAAGAGUUCAAGGUGGCUUAAACGAUUCUCCGCUUCCUCAUUUAAUCCCCACAAAAACAGGUAGGCUAGGCUGGGAGGUAGCAAUUGGCUUAAGAGAGCCUUCUUGGCUGAGUGGAGAUUUGAACCCUGGUUUCCUAGGUCCCGUGCUCUAACCACUAGGCCAUACUGGUUCUAUAUUGCCGUACUGUGAACUUUAGAGCUUGCUGUUGUGAACCAACAUUGCUGCAUUUGUUUAUUAUGUGGUGUAGUGGCAGACCAGGAUAGGGGAGGCCCUGGGUUCAAAUCCUUAUUUAGUCAUGGGUGGGGUUUGCAGCCUGGGUUAGUUGCAACCUCUGAGCCUAGCAGAAAUCAGCAAGGUGUCCUGUAAAUGUUACUGGGUUUCAGCUCUGAUCACUCCCUGGGAAAUGAAUUAUCCUUUAAAAGUCAAGGAGCAGAAAUGUCAAUCUCGAUCAUCAUCAUCAUCAUAAUAUCAUUUUUCAUGUGUAAAAUGACUGUCUGCUAAAACACAAUAACCUGACUGACCGACUGACCUAGGGGUCCCAUAUUUCAAAAAGGUAAAAACUGGGACAUCCUGAAAGUUCCUGAGCUUUUUCUGAUUUUUUAAAAACCAAUUUUUUGAUUGACUUGCCUAAGAUCCAGGACAAAGCACCACCCACUUUUUGAAAUAAUAAUAAAAAUUUAUUAUUUGUACCCCGCCCAUCUGGCUGGGUUUCCACUCUGGGCGGCUUCCACAGAGACCAAAAAUACACUAAAAUGCUAAAAACUUCCAUCCCUAACUUUUCUGUAUUCUCCACUUGCCCUUUAGAGAACUCAAAAGAAUGACUUAAUGUCCCCCUCCCCCUCCUUAUCGAUUAUAUGCCCUUUUUAUAGUGCCUUGAUUUGUGUUACGGAAUUUGUAUGAUUUAGCAAGCUUGCUGUGUUUUAACAUUUACUUACAAUGACUGUGACAUUUACUUUAUAAUUGCUUUUAAGGUAGUCUUAUAUAGAAACUUUAGUGUACUGAAAUAAUAAUAAUAAAAAAAUUAUUUAUAGAAGCUGGUAACUUUGAAGUUUUCAAGUCUGUGGGCUAGUUGACACAAGGACGUCUCUAGGCCUCGGUUGAUCUCCUUUUCUAUUUUGGCCGUUGAAUGUAUGGCUUGGAAGCCUUGGGAAAAGGCUGGUGUGGGAAUGAGAUGGCGUAAUAUAAAGUUCUCUCUGACUGUGGCGUUUGAUCCAUGGUCUCGCAGCGCACAGUUAAACUGUGGAACUCACUCCUGCAGGAGGCAGUAAUGUUCACAAUCUGGAUGACUUGGAAAAAAUUAGGCAAAUUCAUGGAAUCAUAUAAUUCUAGAGUUGCAAAGGGACCCCGGGGCCAUCUAGUCCAACCCCUGCAAUGCAGGAAUUCUGCACACAGCCAUCCAUGGGUGGGCUCAAACCACAAACCUUCUGGUUGACCACCAGAUUAAAUUAUGACUACAGUGCUACCUCGUGUUACAUACGCUUCAGGUUACAGAUGCUUCAGGUUACAGACUCCGCUAACCCAGAAAUAUUACCUCCUGUCAGAUGUCAAGGAAAUAAACAACUAUCUGACUUUUAGAAGACAUCUGAAGACAGCCCUAUUUAGGGAAGUUUUUAAUGUUUGCUGUUUACCGUAUUUUUUGCACCAUAACACUCACUUUUUUCCUCCUAGAAAGUAAGGGGAAAUGUCUGUGCGUGUUAUGGAGCGAAUGCCUAUGGGUGGCGGGGGGAUCUGCUGCAGUCGUGAGCAGAGGAUCCAUGGUUCCCCUUCCUUCCCUCCUCCGUGGCUCACUUUGAAACAGCAAAGCGGGAGAAGAGCCGCUGAGUGGGGAGGAGAGAGGGACAGAGAGCCUGCUUGCUUUAAAGGAGCAAAGCGGGAGAGGAGAGGAGCCUUCUCCCCUUAUACUCCUCUUCUUCAUUAUUAGCAGCAUCCUUCUCCACACACCCCAUGCGUGCUCCUUGUCCCUUGAGUGCUUUUCCUUCCCUCCCCACUUAAAACAUGGUUACAAAGCACAGAUCCACAUGGAUCCUCAGGAUUUUUGCACUGGGUCACCCCAAAUUCACCAUCAGAUCACAUAGCAUGUCCAUGGCUACAUCUUGCACCAAAAAAAUCACGCACCCACUGUUGCCUGGGGCUGCAGUGGUGCAAAAAUGUGGUUACAAAGCAUGGAUCCUCAGGAUUUUUGCAUUGGGCUACUCCAAACUCACUGUCAGAACACAUGUCUGUGGCCACAGCAUGAACCACAAAAAUCAUACACCCACUGUUUUGUUUAGAAUAUUUUUUUCCUUGUUUUCCUCCUCUAAAAACUACGUGUGUGUUAUGGUCGGGUGCGUGUUAUAGAGCGAAAAAUACGGUAGUUGUGUUUUUAAUAUGCGGUUGAAGCCACCCAGAGUGGCUGGGGGAACCCAGCCAGAUGGGCGGGGUAUAAAUAAAUUAUUGUUACGUUACGUUACGUUACGUUACGUUACAUUACGUUAUGUUAUGUUACGAUUUUAUUUUAUCAUCUCUGUGAUUGGACUCAAAUGAAAUUCCAUAAGAAUACAAUAACCUUACCUGGUCAGGCCAAAGGUCCAUCUAGUCCAGCAUCCUGUUCUUCAGUGACCAAUUAAAUGCCUCCAGGAAACUCACAAACGGGACCCGAGCACAACAGCGCUCUAACUCCUUGCAGUUCCCAGCGACAGGUAUGCAUCCUGAGAGCGUUAUUCUCCUCCAUGACUUAUCUAAACCUCUUGGAAACCCACCUGACUUGGUGGCCAUUGCAACAUCUCGUGGGAGCAAAUCCCAUCCUUCUCACUAGGUGCUGUGUUCUCAUUGGAUGUCUCUGAGUUCUGGGAUUAUGAGAAGAGGGGGCAUGACUUCUCCCUAUCCGCCUUCCCACACGAUGCACAACUUUAAAUUCAAUUUUAAGCUGCAGUAUGCAUUGGAUGUCUUUGAGUCAUACACGUCCUGAAUUAUUUCAGCAUUUGUUAUCUUCAACCUCUCUUCUUCUUCUUCUUCUUCUUCUUCUUCUUCUUCUUCUUCUUUCUUGCAAUUAGGUAUUUCCAACAACCUGGUAUUAACCUUAUCCAGGGGUUGUAUAUAUGUGAUGAUCAUAGCUGUCAACGUUUCCCUUUUUUAAAGAGAAAUUCCCUUAUUCUGAAUAGGAUUCCUCGCAAGAAAAGGGAAAAGUUGACAGCUAUGGUGAUGAUCUGUGUAGCGUGUGAAAUUUGCAGAACUCAUGUAUUGGUGGUCACACAUUGGGCAGAAUGCUGGAGCUUUGGCCACCAAACUGCUCAAAACCUUCUGGGACAUGGGGAGAUAAUACCCUUGGAAGCAUGAGUGCAUCUCUUUCAACCAUGAGGACCAGAAACUUGCUAUUAGUUCUUCGCACAAGAGCUGCAGUUCCAGCACUGCAUUCUGUACUCUUAUUCGUCGUGGAGUUUCAUUUAUUUUAUUUCAUAAAACCCAUGCCCUGCUGGAUUGUAAGAAGGAGGAGAACCUCAAAGCAGUUUGCAAGAAAGAGAAAACAAUUGUAUUAUCAAUAAGAAAAAAAUAGCAACGAUAAUAGAGACUUUCAAAAAGUUAAAAGAACAAGAGAUGAAAACACGCGUCAACUUCACAAAGCUCUGGCUAGGCUUUUCUAAAGAGAAAUGAUUUUGGCAGGCACCGAAAAGAGUACAGUGAAGGCCCCUGUCUGCUCUCAAUAGGCAGAGAGUUCCAAAGUGUAGGUGCUGCCACACUAAAAUAUGCAUUUCUUACAAUUGCGGAACAGGUGGCACCUGUUAUCACACCAGUUCCACCGGUUGAAGUGGUUACGAAGUAAGGUGAUCUCUCAGGCAGACUGGUCCCAAGCUGUUAAGGCCUUUAUAUACUCUUCCUUUAUUCUUAUUUUAUUUUUUAAAGGCAGCUGCCAAUCAAUAUGUUUAUAUAUGGUGGACAGAUUAAGAACUGGAAGUUCUCUGAACCUUAUCUUUUCUAUCUCCUCUUUUAAGCUCUUUUCUAUCUGCUUUCUGAUUUCUCUAACUUUUUUUUCUUUCUCUUUUUCAUCAUGUGAACUUAUUCAGAUUAAUGCUGGGCACAAAAGACCUUUGAAGUUUUGUAUUUCUCUUUAUAAACUCUAAUUAAACUUUUUUUUAAAAAGAUGCUAGCGGAAGAGAGUUGUUGCUAAACCAGGGAGAAUAGAGACAGUGAACACGUGAUAGCAUCUGUGCUAAAGUUUGAGGAGUACAGAGUUCACAGCCAUCUUGUGACGGGGAAGGAAAGAGCUGACGUCUUGAGGGUGGAGAAGGGAUAUUGAAGUCAAAGCCAGUGGUUGGCUCUAGUAAUCUGGAGAUGGGCAUUAAGCUUUCUGGGAUGUAAACAGAAGUCUCAUUCUUGCAAGGAGCUGGUGAAGGAAUAAGUCUCAGUCUGCACACUGUACCAACCUGAGACUGCAGGUAAGGACCGUAGGGCAGGUAGCCCGUUUUAAACUUAAUAAUCUUAUAGCAAAGGCAGCGGACUCUCCUUCAAUGGAGGUUUUUAAACAGAGGUCAGAUGGCCAUCUGUCAAGGAUUCUUUAGUUGUGAUUCCUGCAUUGCAGGGGGUUGGACUAGAUGACUCUUGGGUCCCUUCCAACUCUAUGAUUUGCCGCAACUUCAGAUGAUAAUGUGCAGGACUGAAUCUAGGUUUUUGUGGACAAAUCGUGCUCGGGGGCGGGGGCAGCGCUUUUGCACUACUGAUUCCUGGCAGGGGAGGUUUAAUCCAGUUUGCAUUUGAAAGCAAACUUCCCCAACUCAGAGUUUCCAAAUUAAUAUGCUAUGCAAGACAUAGCUGCCCUUUGAAAUUCAGCCGCCUUUGAAUUUUGCAAUGUGAUUCUUCAGCCUAGGAAUAAGUACAAAAAGGCACAUGCUGUGAUAAAUUUUGUGUGUGUGUGUGUGUGUGUGUGUGUGUGCACGCAAAUGCAAUAUUAGUGGAAAUAGCAUUUUAAAUUGCUUUAGGAGAGUUUUAUACAAUAAUGUUCCCCAUUGCAUAUAAUAAUACUUUGCAUACAAUAAUGUGCAUAUUAACAGAAGGUGGCACGAAAAUGCUGGUUUCAUGAUGAUUUUUCCCUGCAUUGCAAACUGAGAUGAGAAUGUGGGGGGCUGAAUUCAGGACUGGGAAAAUGGGCAACUGGCUCCAUCCAGUCUCACCUCUCAUGUGAUUUUGUGGCUCUCCUCAGCUCUGGGACUCCAGAUGUGCUGUGUAGCCAAGUGCAGGAAUGGCCACUCGGGUAAUUUAUGCCACAGUUCUGGACUAAGGGAUUAUCCACAUUUAGCUUUUGCCCUGCUCUUUCCAGGCACAGGACUGUGCUUAAAAGCUCCAUGUCAGACUGGUUGGUUGGUUUGCCCAGGAAAACCCACUCUUUAGUGCUCAAUCAGAGCAAACGUCAAUUUGAGUUUUCUUCAGAUUGCAAUUUGCUCCGAUUGAGCUUUAAAGAGCAGGGUUUCAUUGGAAAUUUCUGGAGGGGGGGGGAGGAUGCUUAGACAUGGAUCUUUAAAGCAUGGGCUGUGCCUGGAAAGAGCGGAAGAAUAAGCCCUAUAUGACCUUAGGAUUCCUUCUGCUCUGCUGGGAAAGGGUUAUAGCUCAGUGGCAGAGCAUCUACUUUGCACAAAGAAGGUCCCAGGUUCAAUCCCCAGGUGGGGUUGGGAGGGACCCCCUGCCUCAAAGCCCGGACAGCCUCUCCUAGUCCUUGUAGGCAACACUCAGCUAAACAGUCCAGUGGUUAGACUUGGUAUAAAGCAGUUUCUUGCUUAAAUCAUCCCUUUAUUCUGAAGCAUGAGGACUAGAAUCUUGCUUUGUUUUUGUUUUAGGAGAAGGGCCAUAGCCUAAUGGUUGAACAUCUGCUUUGUACUCAGAAGGCCCCAGGUUCAAUCUGCAGAUAUGCCUGCGAGUGUCCCCCUGCCUGAAGCCCUGGAGAGCCGCUGCCAGUCAGUGUAGACAUUACUGAGCUAGAUGGGCCAAUGGCUUCCAAUUUAAAAUCACCCCUUUAUUUUAGAACCACAAGGAACCUAUUUGAUGCUAUGACUUGGAGCAUCAGAAUUUGCAUGCAGAAGGUCCCAUCAGGUAGGACUGAGAGAGACUCUCCUUUCAUGUAGAGCUGCUGCCAUUCAGUGUACACAUUACUGAGCUAGAUGGGCCAAUGGCUUCUAAUUUAAAAUCACCCCUUUAUUUUAGAACCACAAGGAACUUAUUUAAUGCCAUGACUUGGAGCAUCAGAAUUCGCAUGCAGAAGGUCCCAUCAGGUGGGACUGACAGAGACUCUUUGCAUGAAACCUUGGAGAGCUGCUGCCAGUCAGUGUAGACAUUACUGAGCUAGAUGGGCCAAUGGUUCAUUCAUUCAUUCAGGCUUUGUUGGCAUAACAGGAUCUGAGUCAUCAUGAUGACUCUCCAGAAUUGGGUGACGCUGCUCAGUGCCCAGCAAUCUGGCCCGAUUGCCCAACCGCUGCUGUUCCUUGCCACCUGACGCAACUGGGCUGGUGAGGCUGGCAGACACUCUGUCCCUUUUGGCAGCCCCACCCUGUCCCUGUUCAAAGGGCAGACGAGGUUCUUUGCUUCUAUAAACAGAGAGGGCACUGGGACAAAAUCCAGUAGCGCUGGCAGAGCAGCUGGUGAAAGUAAGUAAAAGGCCACGGGCGUUGCUUGACUUUGGGUCGUCUGUCAGCCUCAUGCCAGACAGCAGAGCCAGUUAUAUUAUUAAGGUGAGGAAGCUCAGAGGCACAGCAUCUGCCUUGCAUGCAGAAGGGUCCCAGGUUCAAAUCCUGGCAUCUCCAGAUCAGGCAGAUUCCUAUUUCAUUCAGGUCUUUUCUUUUUAACCUUAAGGACUAGAAAGUUUAUUUUUGGGGAACAGGUUUUAUAGCUUACUGGGAAAUAGAGCGUCUGCUUUGUACAACAGGUUCAAUCCUCAAGUCUCUCCAGGUAGGUUGUGUGCCUGAAGAUUCACCCCAGUACUUACUGGUUUCCCUGAAGAUUCACCCCAGUACUUACUGGUUUUCCCAAUCUACAAGGGCUUAUAGGCAGCCCUGUGCAAAGAUUUAAGUCAAUCGGUUGACAGAUCAAUUGGGUAUCUGAUUAACUUUUUAUUAAGAAACAGGUCCGUCCGUCCAUGCCCCCCCUUUCUGAAAAAGUGACCCGUUCUGUCUUUAGAGCAGCAAUUUUAAGGAGGAAAGUUUGAGGGGAUACUGAGUUAAUUUUUUUCAGGGGAGCAAACUCUUUCUCUGACAUAAUGCCUGAUUUUAAACAUUAUUUUAACUGUAUAUUUUAUUCUUUUUUUAAAAAAAAUUAAAUACUUUUCAGAUAUAUACAUUUCGCUCAUUUUACAAUCAUUUUGACAUUUUAAAACUUGACUUCCUUCACCCUCUUUCUGUGGUGCCUUAAAAUUAUUUUUAAUAUCUUCUGCAUAUCCAAAUUAACUUAACUUACUCAUUUAUUUAUUUUCUUUAAAUAUAUACUGCAGGUAUUUUUAUCUGUUUACAAUUUAUCUGUAAACAUUCAACAAACCAUUUCCAUUCUUUUAUAAAAAGUUUGUUAUCUUGAUUUCUUUUUCUCCCGUUAAGUUUUGCGAAACUGUAUUUUAUUCUGAUCUAUGAAUUUUGUGUUUUUUGCAAUGGCUUCAGCUACAUACAAAUAAACAGGUGGGGCUGGGAAUGUCCCCUGCCUGAAACCCUGGAAAGCUGCUGCCAGUCAGUGUAGACAACAAUGAGCUAGAUGGGCCAAUGGGCUAACCCAGUACUGGGCAGCUUCCUGUUUACUUCAUUUCUGUUGGGGUUUUUUUAUAGACCCAUAAGGACUAGAAUCUUGAUUUAUUCUUAGUCGAAGGGCUGUAGCUCAAUGGUAGAGCAUCUGCUUUGCAUUCAGGAUUGAAUGUUCCCUGCCUGAAACCCUUGAGAGCAGCUGCCAGUCAGUGUAGACAACACUAAGCUUGAUGAACUGCUGGUCUGACUCAUUAUAGGGCAGCUGCCAACGUUUCUACUUGGGGCUGGAACAUCAUGUCCCUUCCCUUCCCAACCGUCCCAAUUUAUGAGCUGCCUUAUCAUGAGACUUCCACGUCUUCUCUGCAAUUGGCAAGAACUCUUUGCUGUACCAAUAAUCUUCUCCUUCUGGAACGCGCAGGUUAAUUGGGGGUGCAACGUUAGGUGCAACUGGGAAGGUCUAAUUGCUGCAUUCUUUUGAACACUACACUCUAAAAACCUGCCCCACUAAAACACUGGAUUGGCCUUGGUUUCUUUCCUUAUAUUACUGUAUUUUUUCCUGCUGCUCUGAGUUCUCCCUCUUUGGAUUUACCAUCUUGUGUACAGUGGUACCUCAGGUUACAGACGCUUCAAGUUACAGAUGCUUCAGGUUACAGAUGCUUCAGGUUACAGACUCCGCUAACCCAGAAAUAGUAACUCGGGUUAAGAACUUUGCUUCAGGAUGAGAACAGAAAUCGCGCAGCAGCGGCGCGGCAGUGGGAGGCCCCAUUAGCUAAACUGGUGCUUCAGGUUAAGAACAGUUUCAGGUUAAGAACGGACCUCCAGAACGAAUUAAGUUCUUAAUCCGAGGUACCACUGUACUUCCUGAAACAAAAGGUUGCUGGAUUGGCCAGCACCUUAUGCUGGAGAGGAAUUGCUUUUCAAAUUGACAUCCUGUAUUAAUAUGAAUGUUAAAAAGGUAAAGGGACCCCUGACCAUUAGGUCCAGUCGUGGCCGACUCUGGGGUUGCGGUGCUCAUCUCGCUUUAUUGGCCGAGGGAGCCGGCGUACAGCUUCCGGGUCGUGGCCAGCAUGACUAAACCGCUUCUGGCGAACCAGAGCAGCAUACGGAAAUGCUGUUUACCUUCCUGCUGGAGCGGUACCUAUUUAUCUGCUUGCACUUUGACGUGCUUUCGAACUGCUAGGUUGGCAGGAGCAGGGACCGAGCAACGGGAGCUCACCCUGUCACAGGGAUUAGAACCGCCGACCUUCUGAUCGGCAAGUCCUAGGCUCUGUGGUUUAACCCACAGUGCCACUUUCGUCCCUAAUAUGAAUGUUAGGUCUACUGAUUUUCAUAUUUAUCUGUUUUCUCUUGGAUGGCCCAGAUAAUAUUUUGAUACAGAGAUGGCGGGCCUCUUUGCCUGGAGAGUCACGCCUUUAUCUCCCCAUCCCUAUGGGCCAGGUUUGACAGGUGGGCAGGGCCAUCCACCUGUCAGUCAUCUAACAGUGUGAUGACCCCCAGUCAUGGCUUUCCAGAAAGGAUUCUGGGAACUGUGUUUUGUUAAGAGCUGUUCCAGGGCUCUUUCCCUCCCCAGUCUUCAAGCCCCAAAGUUUAUUGGAAACAGGUCUGGAUUGUCAAAUCACUCUAGGAAUUGUAGCUCUGUGAGGGCAAUAGCAGUCUCCUAGCAACUGCCCACACCCUUAACAAACUACAUCUCCCAGAAUUCCUUGGGGGAAGCUGUCACUGUUUGAAGUUGUAUCAUAUUGCUUUAAAUAUAUAGUGUGCAUGGGGCCUAAGAGGACUGGUGACUCUAAUCCUUAAUGCUGCUGGCAGGGCUGUACACUACACCCUCUAAAAGGGGACAAUGCAAAGGGGUGGCAGAACAUCUGCUUUGCAUGCAGAAUAUGCCCAGUUCAAUUACUGGCAUCUCCAGUUAGGACUGGGAGACACGCCUGCCUCAAACGCCGGAGAGAUGCUGCCAAUCAGUGUGGGCAAUAUCAAGCUUAAAAGACUCCCAUGAGAGGCAGCUUCCUACAGAGCUCUAUUAACUAAGCUUUCUCUCUCCCUGCAGUUUGGACCAAAAAAUUCACCCUUUCUCAAGGAUGGACUACGCAAAGAAGUCUCUGUGCUUGCUAUCCCCUCGGUCGCUCACCAAGUAAGUACCUGCAGGGCAGUCCUCGCGACUGAGGGUGGUUAGCUGUGACUGCCUUGAGCUGAUGGGGGGGGCUAUAAAUGCAAUAAUAAAUGCAUGCUAAAAUGCUGGUGAAUAUUCAUGAUCAGUUUAACUUCCUCCUCCUCCUUACCCACAAUAUUACCAUUAAUUUAUUAAUUGCUUUCAUAUAUAUGAGGUUAUAUUUUCUGAGAAUCCUCCGGAAAAACAAUGUCUCAAAGGACCUGUUGAUGGCAUUUUACCAUUGUACUGUGGAGAGUGUAUUAAUUUAUAGUCUGUGUGUGUGGUUUGGGAGCUGCAUGGUCAGGGGAAAAACAAUGCUGUCCAGGGUUGUAAAGACUGCGGAGAGGAUAAUUGAGUGCACUCUUCCCACCUUGGAUCAAAUCUAUGCUUCCAGGUGCCAUAAGAAAGCUGCAGAGAUAGUGCAGGAUAGUGUGCACCCCAGAAAUGAUCUCUUUCAGCUUCUGCCUUCUGGAAGAAGGUACAGGGUUAUAAAGACUAGGACUAGCCGCCUGAGAAACACUUUCUACCUAAAUGCAAUUUUGGUUUUAAACACAUUGUAAGGAGUCUAUAUGGGAGUAUAUUGUAUUUAAAAAUGGAGUUCAGAGUUUUUAGGGGGCUAAUCAGGUUGGGAUAGCUGGGAUAGCAGGCUUGUUGAAUGUCUUACGUAGAUUUUUCAAUUCCGUUGUUCUGUAUGGGACAAUGACAGUAAAGAUAUCGUAUCGUGUGUGUGUGUGUGUGUGUGUGUGUGUGUGUGUGUGUGUGUAUGUGUGUAUAUAGUUUUACAAUUAAAGUUUACAUUCAAAUAUGAGUUAACAUCACAAAAAUAUAGGAUUCCCUGAAUCCUUGGACUUCCCGUGGGUUAUCUUGUAGCCUCUUUCUGUUGCAUCUUAUAUUGUCCUCCAUUUUUCUUUUAAAAAACCUCCAUCAUAUCCUUAGUUCUUGUUACAAGUGUUGUCACAAUCUUGCUAAUGUUUUUAAUUGUUUACAGUGUUCUCCAAGAUAAAUUAUAAAUUUUCCCCAUUCCUUAUUAAAGUUUUCAUCUCCCUGGUUUCUGAUUUUACCCGUCACUUUUGCCAAUUCGGCGUAGUCCAUCAACUUAUUAAUUGCCUUCUAAACAACCAACUCAAGGUGCUUUACAUGAUGGGUUCUAUCCAGCUAACCUUUACUUGGAGCAGAUCCAUUGGAAUGAAUGCACUCAAGUUAGUCGUGCCCAUUCAGUUUAAUAGGUCUACUCUGAGUACAACAAGCAUUGGCUAUCAUUCAAAAACCUCCAACCGGUGCAGUGAGGUGGCUAGUGGCCCUUAAAACUGGGGAACCAACUGAGAAACCAACAUUUGAUGGAUUCCAUCCAUCCAUCCAUCCAUCCAGGUGUGUGUCAGCCAACACUCCUCAAGCCCGGCCUUACCGAGUCAGCAACUGCGACCGCACCAUCCGCAAGGGGAUCAUGGCCGACAGCCUGAGGGAUCUCCACGAGAAGGUGAGCGAUUCUAGGAGCCCUCUGCCAGAAGCAAGGUGGGAUGGGUUGAGGGGACAGGUGGAAUUUGAACCCGGUGCUUUCUCUCUAGGUACGCAGUGCCCUACUCUUAGCAGGCAACAUCUCCAUUGUCCUGGAUGAAGAUGGCACCACCGUCGAGACAGAGGAGUUCUUCCAGACUCUGGAGGAUGGGACGGUCUUGCUGGUGUUGACCAAAGGACAGACAUGGCGCCCAGCCAAGGUGAGCCAGUGGGCUAAGCCCUUUGCUAGUAGGACCUGGAGAGGGUUUCUAUGGUGAACAUGUUCUACUAGGCCGAAAGGUAUGUGCAUAGACCUUUAUCUCUCACGUGUUACGGGGUCUAAGCUAGGGUCACCAGCUUGGCACUCCUGAGGUCUUCCUCCCAGCAGCCUAGCUAGCCGCUUGGGUACCUGGGGCAGCGCGCACGCCCUGAAGCCAGGGGCAGGGCGAGCUGCCAAUGGGGGUGGGGCGAGCCAAGGCAGAGCGCGCUGCGUGGAGCCUCUCCGCAACCUCCCACUCAGCUGUAGGGCAGCUGAGGCGGUGGGCAGACGCAAGCCCCACGCUGCUCAAAAAAGAAGCGCAGAGCUUGCAGGCAGUCCGCCCACCGCCUCCCCCUCAGGAGAGACGCAUGGCUCAGGCACGCUGCAUGCCCCAUGGUGUGGCGCCCAGUGCCCCCUGCCUCACCUGGCUACACCUCUGGAUUAGGCAGAUUUGUGGAGGAGAGGGCUGUCGAAGGCGACUAGCCAUAAAGGCUGUGCUCUGCCUGCAAAGUUGGAGGCAGCAAUGCUUCCUGGUUUCUGGAAAUCACUCGAGGGGAGAGUGCUCUUGCUGUGGCAUAGGAAGGGGUGUGCAGUGGGUGCGGGAGUUAUUUUUUCCAGAAACACAUAUUUUUGCCGUUUUGUCAAACCCCCCCCCCCCAGUGAUGACAUCUGGGGCAGUCCUCACCCACUGCACCCCCUUCCUUUUUCCUUUUUUAAAAUUUAUUUAUUUAUUUUUAUUUCAACAAAACAUUUAAUAAAUGGCGUCGGUCGGGUAUACCUGGAGGAGUGUCUCCAACUCCAUCGUUCUGCCCAGACACUGAGGUCCAGCUCCGAGGGCCUUCUGGCAGUUCCCUCGCUGCGAGAUGCCAAGUUACAGGGGACCAGGCAGAGGGCCUUCUCGGUAGUGGCACCCGCCCUGUGGAACACCCUCCCACCAGAUGUCAAAGAGAAAAAUAACUACCAAACUUUUAGAAGACAUCUAAAGGCAGCUCUGUUUAGGGAAGCUUUUAAUGUUUAAUAGGUUAUUGUAUUUUAGUGUUUUGUUGGAAGCCGUCCAGAGUGGCUGGGGAAACCCAGCCAGAUGGCUAGGGUAUAAAUAAUAGUUUAUAAUAAUAAUAAUUAAUAAUAAUAAUAAUAAUAAUUUAUUACAACGAAACAUUAUAUAUAGUUUCCCAUAUCAAUUGUCAGAUAAUAGUACACAUUUCUUCUUCUUCUUUUUUAACCCUCCCCUUUAACUCCUCCCCCCAAAACUUGUUCUCUCUUCAGAUCUUUAACCAUGUGCACAGAUUAUUCAUUCUAAUUUGGAUGCUUGGGCUGGCUUCCCCCUGACCGCACCCCCUUCCUACGCCACUGCUUCCUCCUAAUGCCCACAAAACCUCUUAAAUUCCCCUGACCUCCACUCAGCUGUCUCCUUAGUCGUGAGGUGGUGUCAGGCGUGGAGUAUCCUCUCUACCCCCAGCAGCUUCAGAGGCAAGAAGAAAACACAGUUCGUAUUUUAUGGCUUUUGAUUCAGUCAUCUGGUUGCAAGACAAAGGAUCCAUGUCUCCACGCAUAGGAGACGUUGGCUACUCCUAGUCCCUCCUCUUCCGUCUCCCACAACAUCCUGGAAAUCUACGGGAAGUCACAGGAGUCAAAUCCCUCCACAUUCUCUGUUCUUGAAUGUGGAGGGACCAGCGAGUCCGUGGACUAGGAGGGUCUCCCAUACUCUCCAGGGAGGUCUCUGCUGUCUGCUCUCUCACUUCUUCCUCCUCCUCCACUAUCUCAUAACUAGGCAUUUCCCCAUUCAGCUGUACAUCACCCCUGUCUCCCUCACCUCCCGAAACUGCUGGAGACAUGGGGAUCAAAAUUCCCCACUCCUCCUCCUCUUCUGAGAGGAGCCGAUCAGACUGAGGGCUCAAUUUCCAUUCCUCCUGUUCAGUCCAGUCCCUGACAGCUGGUGGAGGGAGGUUACCUUUUUUCUCCCUUGAAAAACGCAUAUUGCUGAAGGAGGUAGUUGGGAAAAGUGACAGUCUAUCCCAUUUUCUCUUCCAACUCUAUGUGCUUUCUUGAGGUGUAGCAAAUUCUACUGGAAACAAGUCUUCCCAGGUCACUUGGGAAAUGAAGGGCACACUUUUUCUGUAUCUUUGGCAAGGUGAUGUGCGGAAAAGGGAGAGAGAGAAAGAGGUGAUAGGGGGGUAUGGAAGCUGCUCAAAAAUCCAAAUAUGCCCAUAGGCCUCGAAAGGUUGGUGACGCCUGGUCUAAGCAAUGCAGAUUCCUUCUAAAAGUAACUAGUAAAGGAAAAGGGACCCCUGACCGUUAGGUCCAGUCGUGGAUGACUCUGGGGUUGCGGUGCUCAUCUCGCUUUAUUGGCCGAGGGAACCGGUGUACAGCAUGUGGCCAACAUGACCAAGCCGCUUCUGGCGAACCAGAGCAGCACACGGAAACACCGUUUACCUUCCCGCCGGAGCAGUACCUAUUUAUCUACUUGCACUUUGAUGUUCUUUCGAACUGCUAGGUUGGCAGGAGCAGGGACCGAACAACAGGAGCUCACCCUGUCGCGGGGAUUUGAACCACCGACCUUCUGAUCAGCAAGUCCUAGGCUCUGUGGUUUAACCCGCAGCGCCAUCCAUGUCCCUCUAAAAGUAACUAUUUAGGUCCAAAGUUGGUCCAUUUUCUUUCCUGACUUUGGAUUAAGCAAAUGAUGUUUACUCCUGCUGCCGCUAUUUCAAUGUGCACAACAUGUUUUGACUACUGCAAUGCUUUACAUAUGGGGCUGCCCCUGGAGACUUCACUGGUACACUUUUAGGUAUACAGGGCCUAUUGUAAGCCUACUUUUCUUUUUGUUUCCUGGCAGACAGCAGGCUACCAGCUCUCUCUGUCCCACAAGCCCCGGCGCAGGAUUGACGUGGCCUGUGUAACCUUUGACCUCUACAAGACCGACCCUCGGGACUUCAUUGGCUGCCUGAAUGUCAAGGCCACGCUCUAUGGGACGUACAGCAUGUCUUAUGAUGUACAGUGCUAUGGGGCCAAGAGGAUAAUGAUGUGAGUAUCAGUCUGUCUCUCAGCUCAGCUGAAUUAGACCUACCUGAUGGAGGAGAAAUUCAAUACAGUUCUCAUUAAAGACAAACCUAUCUAAUUUACACUUCAGGAACUGAAAUGUGUGGACUGAAAUGUGGUCUUUCUGCAAAAUUCACACUUUUUGUAGUGCUGUCCUCCAGCCAAGCAAUGUGUAAAAAAAGAAAAGAAAAGAAAAAAGCAUAUGACUAGGAUAAAGUCUGCCUAAAAACGCAUAUAAUACUGAAAAUGGGAAAAUUACAUUGCAAAAAUGUAUGCUGGGCAAAAUUGCAAAUAAGGACCUGAAUAUAAAAUGGAAUUCGCUGGUGGAUUUUCUUGAGGACCCCUUUAAAAAAAUGCAAAAUAAUGUGAAAUUUGGAGAAUUGAAGACUGGGAUAAAUUAGAAACUGGAAUAGUUGGGUUCACCCAUUGAUGUGGGUAUGAACUGUUUUGGAGACAACCUGCUUUUAGAUUCCAAUUCUAUAUUGCAUUUCCCCCCUUAACAAGGGGCUCAUGCUGCACCCAUGCAUCAGAUCACAUUAAUAUAAAGCGAGCGAACAUUCUCUCGUUCAAACACUUGAGCUAUCAGUAAAACGCACUGCCCCUUCCCAAUUUUCAGCCAAAUCAUUGUCCUCCUGUAGCAUUUCAGAAAACCGGUAGCUAAUGGGAAUGUAGCCGCUGCCACCACCACUAUCACUGCUUCCGGUUGCUCAAGCAUCAAGAUCAUUGAGGACAGUGGCAUUGCCUUCCCUGCCCUGUUGCAAAAAUAGAUUUGCCCUUGAAGCAUAAAACUGUGUCCUGAGCGUGCAUACCCAGGGGCAGAGGAAGGGGUGUGCGGUGGGGGCGGGCCACCCCAGCUGUCACCACUGAGGGGGGUGACAAAAUGCCGGACGGCACUCACCGUGGGGCCUGCAGCACGCCCGAGCCACACGUCUCUCCCGGGAGUGAUGCGGUGGCUUGGGCACCCGCAGGCUCCGCUCUGCCCCAAACAGUCCGCCCGCCGCCCCGCCGCCUCAGCUGUAGGGCAACUGAGUGGGAGGAGGCAGGCAGACACCUUGGAAGAUGAAGAGAAGAAGAGUUUGGAUUUGAUAUCCCGCUUUAUCACUACCCUAAGGAGUCUCAAAGGGACGCAGGUGGCACUGUGGGUUAUCUUACAUCCAGCCUUAUCUUAUAUCCACCUUUAAAGUACAUUUAUACUAACAGGGACGCGGGUGGUGCUGUGGGUUAAACCACAGAGCCUAGGACUUGCUGAUCAAAAGGUUGGCGGUUCGAAUCCCCACGAUGGGGUGAGCUCCCGUUGCUCGGUCCCUGCUCCUGCCAACCUAGCAGUUCGAAAGCAUGUCAAAGUGCAAGUAGAUAAAUAGGUACUGCUCCAGCAGCAAGGUAAACGGCGUUUCCGUGUGCUGCUCUGGUUCGCCAGAAACAGCUUAGGCAUGCUGGCCACAUGACCCGGAAGCUGUACGCCGGCUCCCUCGGCAAAUAAAGUGAGAUGAGCACCGCAACCCCAGAGUCAGACACGGCUGGACCCAAUGGUCAGGGGUCCCCGUUCCCUUUCCCUUUAAGGAGUCUCAAAGCAGCUAAGAAUCUCCUUUCCCUUCCUCCCUCUCUCCCAACAAAUACUCUGUGAGGUGAGUGAGGCUGAGAGAUUUCAGAGAAGUGUGACUAGCCCAAGGUCACCCAGCAGCUGCAUGUGGAGGAGCAGGGAAGCGAACCCAGUUCACCAUAUUACGAGUCCACCGCUCUUAACCACUACACCACACUGGCCCCACGGAGAGUCCUGCCCUGGAUCACCCUGCUCAGUGGGCAGCUGGCCCUGCCCCUGGGCGCAGGGCACGUGCGCCACCCGAGGUGCCCAAUCGGCUUGCUCCACCACUGUGCAUACCUGCUCAGAACACUGAGAGUUCUCUCCUGUUCAGAAUCCUACCUGAAUGCAAGUCGAAUCUUUGACAAGGCUCCUCUCUCUCUCUCUCCCACCCCCCAGGGAAGCUCUACGCUGGACCCUCUUCACCAUGCAAGCAACGGGUCACGUGUUGCUCGGCACGUCCUGUUACAUGCAGCAGUUGCUGGAUGCCACUGAGGAGCCAAAGGAGGAAAAUGCGUCACCUCGGUGCCUCCUGCAGUCCCCUCCCACCAGGAAAAUGCUGCAGUGAUAGUUGGGGAGAAUCUUGCCUGCCGCUGAUUUUCAUGCUGAGACUUUUGACAUCCCCUGCACAAUGUAGCCACGCGGACUAAGGUGUUGUAGGAAGGAGCACGAACAUUCACGCCCCUGCCUGGCCCUCGGGCAGAAACUGCUGGGGAUCCGGGAAGUCUCACUGCUGCUGUAUUAUUUAACCACACUCUAAUUUAUAUUACUCUUUAAUGGGAUAUUAUCAUUGCCAUAACUCCCAGGCGGAAGCUGGUUGCCGUGCAGAGCCCAGCCUCCCCUUCACCUCCAUGUAUUUAUUUUAGAUAUGGGAUUUUAGCCUGCAUGGUGUCAAGUCUUGUUCACGUGGGCUUGUAUUGCAUUGUUAAUAAAUAUUGCAUUAAAAAGGAUUUUCUUAAACCGCCUGUUUCUCUCUCAGAUGUAUGUGGCCUUGGUGUCCUCCAGAUUGUUUCGGUCCACAACGGCCUUCAUCCCUGGCUAGGCAUGGAAGAACCUGUCAAUUUCACUUCUCUGUUUUGCUUCUUUCCUAAUCC